GAGAACGGCAUGUGUUCGCCGAGAGGUGUGGCCGCAGUUUUUGAUGAGAACGCCGACGGUUACGUCAAAGGCGAGGCCGUGUGCUGUGCUUUCCUACAGCGCAGGCGCAACGCCCGGCGAGUGUACGCCACUGUGUUGGCCGCUAGGAUGAACAUUGAUGGUAAUAAGACAACUGGUAUGUACUUCCCAUCGGCCGACGCUCAGCAACAGCUUAUGAUUGACACUUACAACGAGGCCAAUGUGGACCCCCUGGAGGUCACUUAUUUCGAAACUCACUGCACGGGAACUAAGGCGGGCGAUCCGCAGGAAAUAAAGGCCAUAUACAACGCCUACGUGAAAGCUCCGGGACGUACGGAACCCCUGCCGUUGGGGGCGUUGAAGAGCAAUGUCGGCCACUCAGAGGCGGGCUCUGGGAUGUCAUCGUUGAUUAAAAUGUGUAUUGUAUACGAGAAUGAAUGCAUUCCUCCCAACCUUAAUAUGAAACAACUGAAGGAUGAAUGCCUUCCCUAUUGUCCGCCGUUGAAACCCAUAGUGGAGUGCACGCCAUAUAAACCAGGUUUGGCUGCUUUGGAUAACUUCGGUAUAGGGGGUGCGAACGCACACGUAUUGCUCGAACCCAACCCUAAAGUGGGAACCAGUGAUGGACUGAGAAUUGCGGAAACGAUUCCCAGAAUUGUCAACAUUUGCGGCCGAACUGAAGAUGCGGUCAAAUAUGUAAUGGAUUUCAUACAAAACAACCCAAAGAGAGUGACGAAUGGCUUUUUGGCACUUUUGGCAAACGCUAUGAAAUACACGCCUUCUAUCAAUUCGUCGGGAAUGCCGUUCAGAGGUGUAGUCAUUGUGUUUAGUUCACUUAUAAUAAGGAAAGUGUCGGAAAAUAGUGAUAAAAUUGAAUACGAAUACAGGCGUCAAAUUAGUAUUCAAAAAUGUAAAACUGUAAGACCUCUAUGGGUUCUGUUCCCGGGUUUGGGCGGUCAGUGGCCGGCGAUGGCUAAGGCUUUGAUGCCAAUCAAGAUAUUUGCCGAUAAAGUGGAAGAAUGCCAUCAAAUACUCAAAGAGUUUGGCAUUGAUUUGAAAACAAUAUUAUUAUCCGAAGACAAGACAGCGAUCUCUACAAUGACUGCAAAAUUUGUUUCGACGACUGCUAUAGAGAUAGCAUUGUUUGAUGUGAUGAAAGCUCUGGACAUCACACCCGACGGCAUAAUUGGCCACUCGUUUGGAGAGAUAGCCUGUGCUUACGCUGACGGGUGUAUGACUACACGGGAGACAAUGAUCGCGUCAGCACUUCGAGGAAUAGUCACCACAAAUGACAAAAAUAUACCGAAAGGACUGAUGGCUGUCGUGGGGUUACCGAAGGCUGAAAUGCAAAAGUUGUGUCCAAACGGUGUUUACAUUGCCUGUAAUAACGCUAAGGAGAGUGUAGUCAUAUCGGGCCCGGAUAAGGAAAUGAGAGAAAUCAUUGAAUCGCUGUCAGAGAAGAAUGUAUUUGUGCGACAAUUAGAGAGCAGUAAUAUUGCCUAUCAUUCAAAAUACAUCCAAACCUCCGCUCAGCCGUUGGCCGACGCUAUCGAUAAAUAUAUACCGCAUCCGAAGCCGCGCUCCAAGAAAUGGUUGUCCACUUCACUCUUGAGCGCCAACCCUAAGGAUGAGAGGUUGCUGUACGCCUCGGGCGCGUACAACGCCUACAAUCUGGCCAACCCUGUUCAAUUCUAUGACCGCUUACAACAACUGCCGGCCGACGCCAUUGUGCUAGAGAUCGGUCCGCACUCUCUGUUUGGCAAAAUAGUGACCGAAACACUCAAUCAGUGCUCUUACGUAUCGCUCAUCAAAAAAGACUCAAACGAUAAAAACAUGGAUUUAUUUCUGUCGGGUUUGUCCACACUGUAUGAAUUGGGCGUUAAUAUGUCGGUCGAUAAGCUUUACCCGAAGGUUGAGUGGCCGGUGCCGAGGGGUACGCAAGCGAUAAACUCGCUGAUCAAAUGGGAUCACAGCUUAAAACUUCCAAUAUCUAAAUAUCCGGAGCGCUAUAACCAGUCGACGGCCAGCGAUAUGAAUGUGACCAUCAAUUGUGGUCUAAUGGAAGACGCCUUUUAUUUGGACCAUUGCGUUGACGGCAACCCUAUAUUUCCGGGCUUUGGAUAUUUAAUACUGGCCUGGCGCAAACUGGCCGCUUCCAUGGGCAACGUGUGGUACAACGUGCCCGUUAUAUUUGAAAGCGUUCAGUACCGGCGGGCCGUGUUUCUGACCGAGGGCAAUGAGGUCACUCUUACAGUAAAAUAUUAUCCGUUAUCCGGUGAGUUUUCCGUGCACGAGAAGGAUAACGUAUGCGUUGCGGGCAAAAUCCGCGCGUCUGUGGGCGACGACACACUAAUCGCUCAGCACUUGCUCUACGAUAGCGAACGGCGUUUGGCGGCCGCCGAACACACCAUAAAUAGGGACGACAUAUACAAAGAGUUUCGUAUUAUGGGCUUAGACUAUAAGCAGUCGUUUCAACGGUUACUGACUGCCGGCACCAAUGAUUACAACGAGUUUGACGGUGUGUGCGAAUGGGACGGCAAUUUGAUCACUUAUAUGGACUCUAUUUCGCAAUCAAGAUUCCUAUCACUGCCCGCCCGGAAGCUACUCAUACCGGUGUUCAUACGUAAGCUACGGCUCGACCCAAGGGUUAUGUUAGAGGCUUUCCGUAGCCGUAGGCGCGAUGAGACGGCGCCGACUACGGCCGUCACUCAGCAGUUGGCCGACAACGAUGCGAACCCUUUCAUACUUACUACCAGUGAUCAAAUACCGGCGGCCGACGAAUUGCAGUCAUACGAGUCGAUCCUUAAUCAAGAAAAGCAACGCUUCGACGACCGGUUCGCCCAAUACUCGGCCGAAAUGCCAUUUUAUUACAAUAUGGCGACCAAACAGUUGGUGGCGCCCGGCUUUGAAUUAGACGAAGUGUUCACAUAUUUCGCACCCCGUCGUCAGGACAUCACUGCUCUCGUGUUGGACUCACAAGAGUUUUGUCCCAACGAUGACAAUCAGGCUAUUGAUGGCUACUUAUCGGCCGCUGUGACCAAGUAUUUACAGGUUUGUAACUCAUUGGCGUCUAAACUGCAACAAAUGGGUGUCAAAGAAAUUAAAUGUGAUUUUAAUUGCGAAAAAGUUGGCGAAGAAGUGAUACAAGAAUUUCGGACCGAAAACAAUGAAAAUCACGUAAUGUUUCGUACAUUUGAUAGAAUAUUGGAAAAAGCUUUAGAAGAAAACACUAAUAAAAUCAAUUCUAAAGAAGUUUCAAAGAUUUUAAAUGAAAUACAAACGAAUAGUGAAUACGAUUUGAGUAAAGAUGUGGUCAAUCAGAUCCAGAAGAAUGAGCGUAUGAUUAGAUCAUUGAUGGAAAUUGUUUGCGAAAAUUAUGUAACCGUUAAAGAGAUAAAUAUCACUGAAAUUAAUCUCAGCGACAGUUUUGUGGCCAAAGAAAUCGAUCAGAUUUUCACACAUUUCCGAAUACUUCCCUUUGAAAUCGAUUACAAACUAAUCGUAAAAAACAAACAAUCGGUGAAUGAAUUGUAUAGAGAGAGGGCUUCUGAAUGGCAACCAAAUGAUGAAAUACCACUCAAACCUUCGCAUUUGGUUAUAAUGAGAGACUCACAAGACUUAUGGCCAAUAGAUUUGUCUCAAUUCACACAAGACUUGUUUGACUCGAUUAAUACAAAUGGAUUUCUUGUAUCGAUAUUUCGGUAUAAGUUUACGGAACCGGAGAUUGCGUUCAUGUCUUUAAAGGGAAACACAAUUCCCAGUAAUAAUGAAUUGGAGGCAAGAAUCAAAACGUUUGAAUCAAUUGCAACUAAAACUGGGUUUAAAUUAAUCGCAACCAAAAGCGAUACAAUCGGAACCAUAUGUUUGAUGUUUAGAAAAAUCAUUCACAAACCUAUUAUACCGGAGAAACACAAUGUUAUUGAUAUAAGUGGUGAUUACGAGCAAUGGUUUGGUGUAUUACAAGAUAAGAUCAUUGACGCCAUGCGUGCGGACAAUAAGACAGAUAACGUAUGGCUGAUGUCUAAGGAAUCGAGUAUUAAUGGAAUCAUAGGUUUAGUGAAUUGUUUGCGUUUAGAACCGGGCGGAGAGAACUUCCGGUAUAUCUUCCAUAUGGACACCAAUAAUGACACUAACAUUGACUUCAAUACUAAACCCUAUUCUGAUAUAUUGGCCAACGAUUUAGUCGCCAAUGUUAUCAAAGGGGGAAAACUGGGAACUUAUAGACAUUUCAAACUUCCCGCAGAUUUUGAUAAAUGUGUUUCAAAUGAUUAUUACCUAAACUCUGGCCCAACAAAAGAUUUGGCGGGACUUCAAUGGUAUGAUUCCCGGAAAAUACCCGAAAUUAAAACGAGCUGGAGCAUCGCAAAUAUGGAAAUCUCCAAAACACGUGUUGAAGUGUAUUGUUCAGGCAUUUCGUUCCACGACGUUAUGGUCGCGUCGGGUCGCAUACCCGCGGGUCCGGAGCAGCUGUUCACUGAUUGUGUGUUGGGCUGUGAAUACGCGGGCCGUCGCGUGGAUACCGGCAAACGGGUGAUGGGUAUUGAUUAUCGUGCGUUCGCCACAUCACUGAACGCCACUAUUAAUAGCAUGACUACAGUUCCCGAGCACUGGUCAAUGGCAGAUGCGGUCACUAUAUUGAGCACAUAUAGCACACUGUAUUACGCGCUCAUCAAACGGGCUAAUUUAAAAAAAGGCGAGAGUGUAUUGAUUCACUCGGCGGCGGGAGGUGUGGGUCAGGCGGCCAUCAAUAUGUGUAAGCAUUACGACUGCGAUAUCUAUACAACGGUUGGCACCGAAGAGAAGAAACAAUUUCUGAUCAAUGAAUACAAUAUACCGGAGGAGAGAAUAUUCGGCUCAAGAGAUAAACAAUUUCUGAUCAAUGAAUACAAUAUACCGGAGGAGAGAAUAUUCGGCUCAAGAGAUGUGUUAUUCAAAGCAAAGCUAUUGAAAAUCACGAACGGAAAGGGAGUCGACGUUGUGUUGAACUCAUUGUCCGGAGAGAAACUCGACGCCAGCUAUGAGUGUGUGGCCAAUAGUGGCCGCUUUAUUGAGCUAGGUCGAUUCGACAUGAUACAAAACAAACAAAUUGGCAUGUUUGAUUUUGUGCGCGACAUUCAAUUCAUUGGUGUUGUUGUAGACAUACCUAUAACUACUGAUAUAAAAUUCUUCUACGAUUUCUACGAUUGGGUUCACAAGAACUCGAAGAAUGGAUGCGUAAAGCCAUUGAAUUAUACAUUGUUUGAGGCCAAGGAUGCGGACAAAGCGUUCCGAUAUAUGACAACCGGUAAACAUAUGGGAAAAGUGGUCAUUAAAAUGAGAGCCGAAGAGAUAGAUAGGAGACCAUUGAUGGCCAUUAAACCGGCCGUAGAUAUGGUGACAACGAUUAAGACAUUCUUUGAUCCAAACAAAGUCUAUAUAAUAACCGGAGGUUUAGGUGGCUUUGGUUUGGAACUGAUUCCAUGGAUGCAGUUCUUCGGCGCCCGAAAGUUUGUAACCACUUCCCGGUCCGGACUUCGCACUGAAUAUCAGAAAUAUAUUUACAAUCGUUUCAAGAAAUUUUACAAAAAUAUGAAAAUAUUUGAGUCUCAAUGGAUUGUCUCGACUGCCGAUGGAUUCACUAUUGAGGGCACGAAUCAAGUGUUACGAGAGGCACAAGAGUUGGGACCCAUUGGAGGGGUAUUUCAUUUAACGAUAGACUUAAACGACUGUUUAUUGGGAAAGUUAACAUUUGAAAAGUUUUGCUCAUCUAUUGAUACAAAACACAAAAUAUUUGCAAAUCUGGAUCAACUGACCCGACAAUUGAAUUAUCCAUUGGAUUAUUUUGUUGUCUUUUCAUCUCUAACUUGUGGUAAAGGAAACGGCGGACAAACAAACUAUGCGUUCGGGAACUCCAUGUGUGAGCGUAUAUGUGAAGAGAGACGUAGGGAUGGUCUGCACGGACUGGCCGUACAGUACGGACCCGUCGGUGAUGUGGGAGUGUUUGCCGACACAUCAGAGAACCUGUUGUCGAUAACAUGCGUCCGAAUGCAGAGAAUUAAUUCGUGUUGCGAUGUUUUAGACAAACUUUUGUCAAUUAAGCAAACAGUGGUCACAUCAUAUGGUCUGUCAAGGACGACUUAUAAGUGCACUAUUAAAGUAGAUAUGAGUACUAAAGCGUCGACUGGUGUGAAGUCGCAUGUAAUCGCCGAGUUGUGGCGGGCGUUGGGUAUCGACCCGUCGGUCACUCCCAACGACUUGACACUCGGGGAGAUAGGACUCGAGUCGAUGUUUGCCGUAGAACUGCAGCAGGAGUUGGAGAGAGAGUUCAAUGUAAACAUAUCGUUGAAUCAAAUCAAAAGCAUUACUAUAGGAAUGUUAAAGGACUUCGAGUCGGGUAAUACUGGCCACGUUGAAUGUCACCUGGAUGAAAUGAAACAAAUGAGAGCUAAUUAUUUGAAACGCAAAUUUAUAAUACCCACCGAAACGCAUACCCGUCUAAACGCGGUGACAACCGGUCGACCCGUGUAUUUCAUGCCAACCCUUAGUUUGAAUUUCACCAUGUUUGAACAGUUGGCCCAAUCGCUUAAUCGGCCCGUAAUUGGACUCAACUGGACACGUGAUAUGAACAAACUGACCACGCUCAAACAAGUGAAUGAGUAUUUUGUGACACUUAUGAAACGACUUGAGCCCAGGGGUGGGUACGAUGUGGUCGGCUAUUUGGACGGCGCCUUCGCUGCCAGCAAACUGUUACUGAAGGGAUGGGCGGACAAAGUGGUAAUCAUUGAUGUCAUGUCAUACGAUCGACUCAACGUAGAGUUGGAUCAGCUCACAGAUGAAGAUUUAUUGAUAUUUAUAUUUAGAGUACAGUUUAGCAAAAUAUCGCCGACAAUACGGGAUAGGAUUGUUAAGGAUAUGAAAAAACUAUCGGACAAUACGGCGCGGGUUAAACACAUGACCGGCGAGUUGUUAGAGUUGGUCGGCAAAGGUCUGGUGGCGCCCGAUAUCGACGAGAUUUACCACAUUUUGUUGGCCAGACUUCGGAUGCUUUUGACGUAUAGAUCGGAAAAGACUAAGAAGUGGUCGAAUCGGCUCAAAAUGACAAUCGCUAAGAAAUGGUCCAAAAGUGUGGGCAAAUUGAUCAUGAUCAAACCUGUUAUUAUGGAUGGUGUCACUGAUGUCAAUGAAGGUAUUGGCAAAUCACGUGACGCGUAUCUAUUGCCCGGCGAACAGGAAUAA
Messenger RNA from Medioppia subpectinata, 7233 nucleotides. NCBI's taxonomy places the organism in Eukaryota, Metazoa, Arthropoda, Arachnida, Sarcoptiformes, Oppiidae. The record is from the annotation of a GenBank genome assembly.